Rhododendron vialii is the source of this 1110-nucleotide messenger RNA. RefSeq lists its product as uncharacterized. The transcript is spliced from 2 exons. Bases 1 to 1110 code for a protein of 369 amino acids. NCBI's taxonomy places the organism in Eukaryota, Viridiplantae, Streptophyta, Magnoliopsida, Ericales, Ericaceae. The record is from RefSeq and is a predicted model, not a curated record.
AUGGUCAAGUGGGAUGAGAUUACUCGGAGGAAAUCUAAUGGAGGCUUGGGGGUCAGGAAAAUGAUGCAACAGAAUCUUGCUCUAUUGGCUAAAGUGGUGAUCAGAGGAAAAUACGGGUUGGAUGCUAACUGUUGGUUACCCUAUGGUAAUGGCCCUAACGCUACAUCAAGAAUCUGGUCAAAUAUUUGUUCUCUGGAUAAUCCCACAUCCCCACUGGGCUAUUCCAUCCGGGACAGCUUUCGAGUCCAUGUAAAUUCAGGCGAUGCAACUGUGUUUUGGGAGCAUGUUUGGCUAGGUGAAUUCUCAUUAAAAGAAGAUUAUCCUAGACUUUUUUCUUUAUCUACCCAAAAGGAGGUGCUUAUCAGCAAGUUGAGGGUUGAGGGAUCAUGGGAAUUAUGGUUCCGAAGAGAAUUAUUUGGGCGAGAGAAGCAGGAAUUCGAUAACUUGAAAGAGCAGCUUCAACGGGUUAUCAUACUACCGUCGAAACUGGAUGUUUUGCAAUGGAGAUGGUCGAGUGAUGGAAUUUUUUUUGUCAGGUCAGCCUACGGGCAAUGGGAAUUGCAAUCCCACUCCAGUAGUGCGCUGCUUGGCUCUCUUUGGAAGAGUCUAGGCCCCCCUAAGGUGGAAAUCUUUGCGUGGAUGGCAAUAAAGGAAAGAGCGGUAACCAAGUCUGUCCUUCUUAGCAGAAAUUUGAUCAGUGAAAUUCAUUUAGCUUUGUGCCCUCUAUGCUCUUUGAAUCUGGAAACUCACCAGUAUUUGUUUCUUCACUGUCAUUUCUCAUGGAGUGUUUGGUCGAUAAUCCUAGAUUGGUGGAACAUCAAAUGGGUUUGCCCAAGUUCAGUACCAGACUUAGCAAAUUGGUGGUUUUUUAAUGGCUUCUCCAACCUGGAGAAACAUGUUUGGGAAGUUUGCUUCUAUGCUACGUUGUGGUCUCUUUGGUUGGCAAGAAAUGAUAUUAUUUUCAACAAUUCUACGAAACAAGCUUGGGAGGUGGGGGAUUUCGUAAAAACUAGAGUGGCGACGUGGAUGAAGGCGAAAUUUGACAUCAAAGUCUACACCGUUGAGGAGUUCAAGAUUUUCUUAGAUGGUGUCAGCAAACUGAAAUUGUAA